Messenger RNA from Ornithorhynchus anatinus (platypus), 1125 nucleotides. RefSeq names its product chromosome 6 C4orf33 homolog (gene C6H4orf33). The coding region runs from base 335 to 955 and encodes 206 amino acids. The transcript is spliced from 6 exons. NCBI's taxonomy places the organism in Eukaryota, Metazoa, Chordata, Mammalia, Monotremata, Ornithorhynchidae. The record is from RefSeq and is a predicted model, not a curated record.
AGGAAAAAGAAACGUCCCCUGAGGAGCAAAGGUCACAUGAAUCACCACAUGAUUGUCAGCCCUCUCUCUGUGGGCCCACAGCCAGGAACGCCACGGCAGGGAAUUCUCCAUUCUCCACUAGUUCGGUGAAUUUCCAGAGAACGAGAAGGUAGAUUUGAUCUCCAGGUUUUCCGGCCUUUUAGAAUUAACCCCCCGAACGUAGCUCCCCUCGCACCCCGGCCUGGCUCCCUCCCCUCCUCUCAAUUCUCUUCUCUCCGUGUCGCUGCUUGGGAAGCCGGUCCCCGUUUGCCCACCAAGGCCACUUCCCCGACCCUCCGUCCCGAAGAGCCCGGCGAUGGAGUUCCCGGUCGGACACACGUGGGACGGGGUGGCCGUGAGCCACGAGCCCGUGCGCGUCACGCUGAGCGCGGAGGCGGGGGGCUUGCUGCUGGGGGUGAGGGCGCCCUUCUUCGACGACCCCCCGGCCCCCGAAGCGGAACCGGGCCGUCCCUGCGACCGACUGUGGGACUCUGAAGUGGUUGAAGCGUUUUUCCUGAAUGACCGAACUCAGCAGUAUUUAGAAGUGGAACUCUGCCCUCACGGGCAGCAUCUUGUCCUUCUGCUCUCUGGGAGAAGAAACGUCUGGAAGCAAGGAUUGCCUCUGGCGUUCGAAGUGUCCCGAUCCGGCGCCCGGUGGGAAGGAAAAGCGCAUCUCCCCUGGAGUUAUUUCCCUCCAGGCGUGAACAAGUUCAAUUCGUUUGCAAUUCACGGAUCGGGAGCGGAGAGGGUGUACGAAGCGGCCUACCCUGUGCCUCCGGCGGAAAUACGGGAGGGGCAGAAACCUGAUUUCCACCUCCUAGAAUAUUUCCGGCCUCUUCGUCUGAGCACUUUGUUCGGGGAAGACUGGGGGCAGCCGGCGUCGGAACUUUGGAAGUCCCUGGAGGUGGCGGAAGAAAGGAGCAAGAGUCGUGAAUGACCGGAAGCGGGCUCACCGGGUUCCGGGCUCCACGAUAAAGCCACCCCCCGCCGCGCCCCCGGUUCAGCGACGGCGCUCUUCACCUAUCCUGGUUCAUAAUAACGAUGAUGCUUUGGGCAUUUGUUAACCGCUUACUAUGCGUCAAACACUGUACUAAGCGCUGGGGGAGU